AUGGAUGUCGAAAAGAAAACCACUUCCGACAUGAAGGACCCCAUUGCUCAAGAAAAGGACCUUCAGACCGGCGUCAUCACGGACCUCGACGAAGGCGAAGUCUUCCUGCGAGAAAAUGGCAUCACGAACGACCGCGUCCACGAGCUCCUGGGUGACAAGCCUCGCAACAAACGUCUGGUGCGCAAGGUUGAUUUGCUUCUCAUGCCUCUUCUAGCAGGCACCUACACGCUCCAGUAUAUUGAUAAAUCGGCAUUGGCAUAUUCCGCGGUAUUUGACCUGUUCACAACCACACAUAUGUCAAGCAAUCAAUACGGCUGGCUGGCCAGUAUUUUCUACUUUGCAUACCUUGCUGCUGAGUAUCCAUGGGGUUACCUUGCCCAAAAGACGAAAAUGGCCAAGGUGGUGUCUGGGAAUAUAGUGGCCUGGGGUGCAAUGCUCAUGAUCACCGCGGCUUGCACUUCAUUCACGGGCAUGGCGAUCUGUCGAUUUCUCCUCGGUGUCUUCGAGGCUCCAAUCACACCUUGCUUUAUGAUGAUUGUCGGUAUGUGGUACACACGGUCCGAACAACCCUUUCGAGCAGGCGUGUUUUAUAGUUGCAACGGUCUUGGUGCAAUGAUUGGAGGCCUCCUCACCUUUGGCAUUGGUCAGAUCAAAACUAUUGCGGUUUGGCGGGCCAUCUACUUGAUCCUCGGUGGUGUCACCAUUCUAUGGGGUCUCUUGAUGUUCGUGUGGCUCCCAGACGACAUCAUGUCUGCCAAACGCUUCACUCUCGAAGAUAAAGCCCUCCUCAUCGGCCGUGGUCGUCUCAAUCGAACAGGAAUCAUCAAUCGCCGAAUCAAAUGGUACCAGAUUCGAGAAGCGUUCAUUGACCCUCAAGUCUGGAUUCUGUUUUUCUUCAUGUUGUUUAACGAGACAAUCAACGGCGGUAUCGCCAGCUUCAGCAAGCUUAUCAUCAAGGGUUUGACAGGCAGCGCAAUCACAACAGUUGCACUAGGAAUUCCGUUCGGUGCUUUUCAGAUCUUCUGGGUCCUGUCGGGCACGUAUCUUGCGUCCCGGAUUCCCAACUUCCGCACUAUCGUCAUGUUCGCCUAUUUGAUUCCAACUAUCAUUGGUAUAUGCAUAAUGUGGAAGCUGUCACAUAAGACGCAUAAGGUUGGGGUUUUGUUUGGCUACUACAUCGUUGGCUCUUAUGUGUGCUCCCUUGUACUUGCAUUACAAAUGCCUGCUACGAAUCUUGGUGGCUACACGAAGCGUACAACCAGUGUCGGCCUAGUCUUCCUGGCAUAUUGCGUUGGAAAUAUUAUCGGACCUCAUGCAUUCUUAGCUAAGGAAGCUCCUAUCUACCAAACUGGAUGCAAAGUCAUUUUAGCAUGUUCGUCUGCUCAGGCAGUUUUGGCUAUUUCUCUGCGGUUGCUCUUCAUUUAUCGCAACAAGCAGAGAGAUGCUGCCGCGGCGAAUGUGACUGGGGUAGAAGGAAUUGAGGCCUCGGGAGGAGACGAGUUGCAUGAUUUAACUGACUUUGAGAACCCUCACUUCCGGUAUGUACUAUGA
Molecule: messenger RNA, 1551 nt
Organism: Talaromyces stipitatus ATCC 10500
Lineage: Eukaryota; Fungi; Ascomycota; Eurotiomycetes; Eurotiales; Trichocomaceae
Product: MFS transporter, putative
Exons: 2
Coding region: 1-1551 (516 amino acids)
Biological process (GO): transmembrane transport
Cellular component (GO): membrane
Molecular function (GO): transmembrane transporter activity
Source: RefSeq, a predicted model, not a curated record